Fusarium oxysporum Fo47 is the source of this 1524-nucleotide messenger RNA. RefSeq names its product cytochrome P450. The record is from RefSeq and is a predicted model, not a curated record. NCBI's taxonomy places the organism in Eukaryota, Fungi, Ascomycota, Sordariomycetes, Hypocreales, Nectriaceae. The transcript has 3 exons. Gene Ontology annotation, molecular function: oxidoreductase activity, acting on paired donors, with incorporation or reduction of molecular oxygen; monooxygenase activity; heme binding. The coding region runs from base 1 to 1524 and encodes 507 amino acids.
AUGUCUUUUUCUCUUGUCCUAGUCACUGCGAUUGUGGCAUCGCUAUCUUUUUUCCUUGUCAAACAUAUUCAACAAUCCAAGAACACCCCCUUGCCACCUGGCCCCAAAGGUCUACCACUCUUAGGCAACAUCCGUGAUCUCCCACCACCCGGAACACUAGAAUGGCCUCACUGGCAGACCCACAAAGAGAAGUACGGUUCGAUAACUUCAGUUUCUGUGCUUGGACAGCAUUUUGUCAUUUUGCAUGACAGACAGGUCAUUGUGGAUCUUCUCGAGACACGAGCGAUGAAGAGUGCUUCACGCCCCAAGCUGGUCUUUGCUGGGGAUAUCGUUGGGUACGAUGGUGUUAUGGGCUUGAUGCCGUACAAUCGAACCUUUCGAAUGCAUCGCAAACUCACAGCCACCCAAGUCAGCUCCAAAUCCAUCACUCGAUUCGAGCCCAUUCAAGAACUAGAGAUCCUCAGACUGUUGAAGAGAAUCUACCAAGAUCCUUUCAACAGCCAGAAUCUUCCAGACCAUUUGAACCAGGUAUCCGGCUCCAUCAUGCUCCGCAUCUUGUACAACUAUGAAACAGACCCCUGCAGAAACGACCACAUCGUCGCCAUGGCUAAUCUUGUGAUGGAAGAGUUCUCUCAAGCUACCACUCCAGGUGCAUGGAUGGUAGACUUCAUCCCUUGGCUUCGAUACCUUCCAGACUGGAUGCCAGGCGCUGGGUUCAAGAGGACCGCCAAACUCUUCAGACAGCAUCUCUUACAAAACGUCCAAGACCCAUACAAGUACGUUAAAAACCAGAUGGCUCUUGGCAACGAUGACAUUUCCUACGUCGCUGGACUCAUUAAAGACGUUCACCGCAAGAUUGAUCCAGAGGAAGAAAGCAUCAUCGCAUGGACUGCAGCUUCGAUGAUGAAUGCCGGAACCGACACCACCGGUGCAACACUUCUCGCCUUCUUCGCAGCCAUGCUUCUCAACCCCAACGUCCAAAAGAAAGCUCAAACAGAAGUUGACCGCGUCAUCGGAGACUCACGCCUCCCCUCAUUCUCCGACAAGCCAAACCUUCCUUACAUCAACGCCAUAUCCCAAGAAGUCCUCCGCUGGCACACCCUCGCCCCAAUGGGUUUCCCACACAUGACGACUGAAGACGACACAUACGGCGGCUACUUCAUCCCCAAGAACACACUUCUUUUCCCAGCGGUAGCAUCUCUCACGCACGAUCCUGAGAUCUACCAUGAUCCAAUGGAGUUUAAGCCUGAACGAUAUUUUGAGCCGUAUAACGAGCCUUCCCCGAUGGAACUUGUCUUUGGGUUUGGGAGAAGAGCGUGUCCGGGACGGUGGAUCGCCGAUCAGACCCUGUUCUUGAGUAUUACGCAGACGUUGGCGGUGUUUGAGAUUAAGAAAGCGCUGGAUGGUGAGGGGAGGGAGAUUGAGGUUGUUUAUGAGCAGUUGCCGGGUGUUAUUUCUCGUGUGAAGCCAUUUCCGCAUAGGAUUGUACUUAGGAGUGAGAAGUACAGGAAGUUUUUAGAGUAG